GGGCCAUGCACAGCUAUAUCCAUACAACUGAAGUGGCCGGCAAAUUACGCAACAUAAUUGCGCCGUAAUGAAGAGAUAUCUACGCCUGGGAAAGGGUGCAGCCACUCAAGACGAGUCAGCUCAAGUGCUCAUUGAACUGUAAUGGAGAUAUGAUGGCUUUUUCAGUAGUUUGUUGACCUCGAGAUAUGACCCCAAUGUCGCCUCCCUUUUAAAUGUCAAAUACAUCUAUUAUAAAUAGGUGUUCGUCAAUAAAAUUAGCACAAAUUAGACAGAGUGGAUAAAAUGGACUACGGUCGUCGCAAGCGUGGUCAUUCGACUGACGAGGACGUGGAGGACUUCCACCGGAAAAGAAUUGCCGAGGUAAAGCUGGCGACUGUGGAGAAGUUGAUGCGAGGUCUGAGUUUUCAGGGCAGCAGUUCCAUCGAGCUUAAGCUCGAAAACCUUUCGUACUUGCUGCGCGACGUUCGUGCAAAUCUCAAAGAGGAAAUCCUGUGCCUCCUGGUAUCCUGCGUGGGCGAGCAUCCCGGGCACACCAGUGCCUACGCAACGUUCGUGGGCCUGCUAAAUGUAGGGUGCUCGGAGUUCGGCGCCGAGUGCAUGGUCUUUAUGGUGCAGAAGCUGUACGAGUUCUUGUGCAGUCGCGAGUGGUCCAAGUGCCAGGCAAUAGUUCACUUCCUUGUGAAUCUGUACAACUGCAAAGUCGUCAGCUCGUCCUCCUUGCUGAACUUCCUCGCGGGUUUCGUGAGCGAGUGUGAGAACCAGAGCGAUCCAGACGAUGAAGCAGACUCCGGACCCCAGACUCGUCGCGAUUGGUUGGCCUUCUGCGUGCUUUCCGCCCUACCCUUCGUGGGCAAGGACCUGCAGCUAAAGGCGGGAUUUGAGCGUCUAAUGAUCACGCUGCAGAUUUACAUCAAGAAGCGUUGCGCGCUGCACGCCACCAUGCUGAGUGUUUGGCCUAACUCUGAGCAGGAGGACAAAUUGGAGUUGCUGUGGCAGCAGGUGGACACAAUGCAGCAGCAGCAGUGGGCGGAACCUGAGCACCAGUUGAUCCCCCGUCCGUAUCUGGCCUUUGACAGGACGUUAAGCGAGUCCCUGCCCCAUUGUCUGCCAAACUUCGAAGUGCCGCCCCACGAGCAGGGAUGCAGCUAUCCUCCGACACGUGUGUCCUUUCGCAUCUUCUCCUACGAGCGCGAUGACCUUCAAUUGCCCUCUCCGCUGCGGAUCGAGCGGCAUUUGUUGGAGGUCCAGAUACUGGACAUGCUCCACUGCCAUCAUCUGGAAAGGAGGGUUUGUGCCGAUAGCCUCCUGUCCUAUGCCGCCUCAAAGCCCCAGUUGUCCGUUCAUCACAGCAUCGUGGAGGUGAUCCUGGGUGAGAUGCUGCAGUUGCCCAGUUCCCAGUGGAUCACUCUCAACUAUGGAUCUAUUCUGGUGGAGCUGUGCAAGCGCCAGCCGGACAAGAUACCCCAAGUGGUGGAGCAGGCGGCGGAUAUCCUCUUCGCCAGACUGGAUUCAAUGAGCGUGGCCUGCUUUGAUCGGCUGGUCAACUGGCUGUCGCACCAUAUAAGCAACUUCGGGUUUCUCUGGCACUGGAAGAAGUGGUCCCAGAGUUUCACGUUCCAAGUCGAUACCAGUGCCACCAAAUUCCAGCCAAUGGUUGUUUUCCUCGCCGAGCUGCUUAAGAAGUGUCUCAGAUUAUCGUAUCACCAGAGAAUAGUAGAGAUUCAACCGGACAUCCCGGCCGGAGUUCUUCCGCCGGCUCCACUUCCGCACUUGAAGUUCACCGACGAGCUGCUGCCGGGUGCGAUGUUGUCUAGGAACCUCCUUGAAGCGAUGCGCAGCAAACAAUCUUGCCCAGAAAAGAUAAUCAGCCUGCUAAGUGGCCCCAGUGAUGUUGGGCUUCUGCUCAAGAUCAACGUGUUCACCCAGAACUGCAUCUACCUGGGAUCCAAAUCAUUCAGUCACACUUUCGCAAUUCUUGCCAAGUACCACUCGGUCUUCAAGAAUUUGUCUGCUGGCGAUUCGGAACGGCAGCAUGCGAUCUUGAAAGGAAUCUUUGAGGUAUGGGUGGACAGCGAACACUUUCGGUUUGUGGUUGCCGAAAAGCUUCUCCGGAUGGAAGUACUUGAGUCCAGAUGCAUCGUGUCAUGGAUUUUUGGCCCCCUGAUGCGAAAGGAAUUGAGCAAGAUGUACAUCUGGGAGCUGCUCCACUCCACUGUUCGCUGGGUCAAGAACCUCCAGAGGCGGAAUGCAGUUGUGGAAGUAGACAGUCCAAGUGGGACUGAUUAUGUGGUUACAGGCAUCCUUUUAGACAUCGUGCAUCGCUUCGUAAAGGCUCUGAGAUCUGCUCCUGUGGAACAGGAAAAAUCUGAGGAGCGCUACUGGUUCAACUGGGUUCUUGGUAGACUGCAAGAGACGCUCUUUAUAUAUGCCGAUGACUACAAGAAGAUGUCCUCCAAGCUGGUUAAAAUUUCAGAAGAGACCGAGCUAAGAGGUGACAUUUCAAAAACAAUCCAGGGUUUUUUGGCCUACGUUAUGUAAUCAUUAUGUGAUUCCCAUAAUUUCGUAAUUUUUAUAUAAUUCAAAGGAUAUGCAUCCUAUACCAUAAAAGCAAUAAACUUGUCGUUAUUAUAUCUGCC
Drosophila elegans is the source of this 2636-nucleotide messenger RNA. Its product is annotated as nuclear cap-binding protein subunit 1. The transcript is spliced from 4 exons. Bases 283 to 2538 code for a protein of 751 amino acids. NCBI's taxonomy places the organism in Eukaryota, Metazoa, Arthropoda, Insecta, Diptera, Drosophilidae. The record is from RefSeq and is a predicted model, not a curated record. Gene Ontology annotation, biological process: nuclear-transcribed mRNA catabolic process, nonsense-mediated decay; mRNA export from nucleus. Gene Ontology annotation, cellular component: nucleus; nuclear cap binding complex. Gene Ontology annotation, molecular function: mRNA binding; protein binding; RNA cap binding.